CUGGAAUAGCAUCCGACUCGGUUGAUGACUGUUGAGCCCUUUGAUUCGGUGAAAUACAUUGGAUGACCAUAGAGAUGAGCUUCGAGGUGUCCUAUUUCGGCGGACCUCUUGGAAUCAGAGAAUGGAAGUGACCUGUUUGACAGGUGUAAGGCUAGUCCGAUUCCGAAAACAUUCCCGGGCAAAAACUCCGGUUCGGGUCGGACGGCGGAUCCCAGGUGGGCCGGAGCUGACGUGGAAAGCCGCGAAGUCAGGUCCAAAACGCAGUGCAGAGGAGCUCCCUCGUUUCAGGUCGCCACUCUCCAAAAUCUGCGACGAAAGUCCACCAACGCAGCGCCGAAGCGGACUCUCCGAAUUCUCCGUCUGCUCAGAUCCGUCUGCCGAAUCGGCAAGCAUGUGGAGGAGGCUCGUCUCUUCGCAUCUCCCAUCCCUAUCCUCCGCCGCCGCCGCCGCCGCAUCGACUUCCGGCCGGUCCGCCCUGUCCGCCUCCGCCGCCGGCCGAUCGCUGGUUCUUCCUGCUGCUUCCGCUUCCGUCUUCGUUCGCCGCUUCGGCGUCGCUCCAGCGCAAAAUGCUGUGAAGAAGAAGGUUGAAGAUGUGAUGCCGAUUGCUACUGGACACGAGCGGGAGGAGAUUGAGGCUGAGCUUGAGGGCAGAAAUCUUCUUGAGAUAAACUAUCCUGUCGGUCCUUUCGGCACAAAGGAAGCUCCAGCUGUCAUUAAGUCCUAUUAUGACAAGAGAAUAGUUGGAUGCCCUGGUGGUGAAGAUGAGGACGAGCAUGACGUUGUGUGGUUUUGGCUGGAGAAAGGCAAGCCGCACGAAUGCCCAGUGUGCUCACAGUAUUUUGUUCUGGAGGUUGUGGGCCCUGGAGGACCUCCGGAUGGGCAUGGUGAUGAUGAGGACCAUCACUGAUUCAUCUUUCGGUUUCCUAGUGGAAUAAAGCUUUUCCAUACACGCUGCAGAGUAAGAAUUGGGAGCUCUCUGUUAUGUCGGUUUCUAAUUGAUCCGGUUUUUUUGUGGCUGUUGCUUGGCAACAUUUUGGUCAGUUUUUUCUUUUUCAUGGUAUUCAAGACAUGAGGGGGUCGCUGUUAGAAAUGCGAAUCUUAUUAGAUUUUCUUUUAUUCCCUCAAAAGCAUUGCAAUAAUCCAUCAAUGCAUAUCGAUUCUUUUGUGAAAAUUCAUCAGUAUCCUUAAGGGAAUCAGGGAACAUUUGUUA
This is a messenger RNA of Eucalyptus grandis, 1210 nucleotides long. RefSeq names its product cytochrome c oxidase subunit 5b-2, mitochondrial. The transcript has 8 exons. NCBI's taxonomy places the organism in Eukaryota, Viridiplantae, Streptophyta, Magnoliopsida, Myrtales, Myrtaceae. The record is from RefSeq and is a predicted model, not a curated record. Gene Ontology annotation, cellular component: mitochondrial envelope. The coding region runs from base 122 to 907 and encodes 261 amino acids. Gene Ontology annotation, biological process: mitochondrial electron transport, cytochrome c to oxygen.